UCCUUGCUAGCGGCUGCCACCUGGGGUACGCUUGCCACCUGAUUUGUGUACUGAAGCUCCCUAUCGGGGACUCGAUAGAGCUGUUUGAUAGGCGCAGCUUGGCUCAGACUUCAGAGGUAUUUGAACAUGAGAAAUUGUGCUUGUAUUGCCCCAUGAUUCACGUCUGCUUCACUCAUGAAUUCCUCCACAAGGAACCCUCUUGAGGUCAACCAUGAAUCUAUGUCAGAGUUGACCAAAUAGACUUUGGCCUCGCCAGUAUACCCAGGUGAACAAAUGAUAGGCUUUCCGCUAUUCAUAUUUGUACAUUACAACGCCUGUUUGUAAUUUACUCGUAGUUCUAAUGGAUGCUGGUCGUCAUUCCGAGUCAGUGGUCCAUUCCCCUUUGAUCAAUCGGAAGCGACCUGCUAGAGCCAUAAACAAAGCUAUCGCGGAAAGUACAAGGUACGUAUCACCAACAUGCCGUCCAUUCGGCCCAUAUGAGCUCCAUGGCGCAAAUAGAACGUGCGUCAUCAAACCAGCUCGUAAGAAAUCUGGGGAAGACGGGCCACGGCGAGCAGAAACGGGAGUGGGAUGGGCACUAGGCGCUGCCGUUGACCAAUUCCGCUUUUUGCGGGGUACUUGCAAACCGCUGCCGAUGCUUGAUGCCGACCUUGAAUUGGGGAUCAGUGCACAUCUUGCCCAUCUCCCACACGCAACGUGCUGCAAGUGAUCAUCCCUUGCUGCGCGCCCAAACGCAAAUGCGACAUGCUGGAUAUUACGUCGCUUUCAUCCAAGAUAUGAGAUGCUCUAUAAGUGUCGCUAUUGCGGCCCACUGAUAGCCAAAUUCGCGCAUUCAGUCUUCCCAUUUAUUGUUGAGUCACCCCUUUUCCGGGACAUGUGAAUCGGUUCUGCGCGAUAUCAAUAAACAAAGAGUUUUGCAGUUUUUUUUAUCCUCGGUAUCAAUGCAACAUUCCGCGGAGGUUUACCUCUCCU
Messenger RNA from Periconia digitata, 972 nucleotides. NCBI's taxonomy places the organism in Eukaryota, Fungi, Ascomycota, Dothideomycetes, Pleosporales, Periconiaceae. The record is from the annotation of a GenBank genome assembly.